GUUAAAUACUCUUCAAUCAUUCAAUGCCUCCACUCAUAAACCACCCAGCUUUAAUUGACAAAAACGAUGUCUGCGCCACCGUCCGUCACCGAAAUCGAAGUGGAGGGCAAUGUGUUUCCGGCGACGGUGACGCCGCCAGGCUCCGCCAAGACCUUUAUUCUCGGCGGCGCAGGUGAGAGAGGAUUGAAUCUGGACGGGAAGUUCGUCAAGUUCACGGCCAUCGGCGUCUACUUGGAAGCUGAUGCCGUUUCGUCUCUCGCCGUUAAAUGGAACGGCAAAAGUCCCGACGAGUUGACGGAUUCCGUCGAAUUUUACCGGGACCUCAUUACCGGUCCUUUUGAGAAGCUGACACAGAUAAGAAUGAUCUUGCCAUUGAGUGGGAAGCAGUACUCGGAGAAGGUGACCGAGAACUGCAUUGCUCACUGGAAAGAGUUGGGGAUCUACGGUGAUGCCGAAACCGAUGCCAUCGACAAGUUUCUUCAGGUUUUCAGUGACCAAAUGUUUCCCCCGGCCGCCUCCAUCCUCUUCUCUCAGUCGCCCUCUGGCUCUCUAACGAUAAGCUUCUCCAAAGAUGGCGCGAUACCCGAGACAGCGAACGCGGUGAUAGAGAACAAGAACCUAUCGGAGGCGGUGCUGGAGUCCAUCAUAGGCGUCAACGGCGUUUCUCCGGCAGCGAAGCGGAGCCUCGCCCUCCGGUUAUCAGAGCUGCUCAAGAAGGGAAAAGAGACUGGUGAAGAGAAUGUAUGAAUGAAGACAUGUUCCAAAAGAAGAAAGAAGAUUCUCCUCUUGGAAAUGGCAUGCAUGAAGAAAUGGUCUAUGUUUUAUUCAGAGUUAAAAAGUGAAAGGGGGAGUAAGACAGAAAUAAUGUUGUGUGCUGUUUUAUGUUUGUUUUAUUGGCUAUGUAGACUGUUGAAAUAUUGUAAUACUAAUAUUGCUCCUUGAAUUAUGAAAUUACUAAAUCACCAUCCGUCGUUCCAAGACUCAUCGGUUCCUCCGAUCCAUGCUGGCCGCUGUCUAACGGAACACUCAUAGACUCCAACGCUGAGAAUCUCCCUCCUUUAAUACGCUAAAUAUGCCAUCUUCCUUUGCCAAUUAACUCCUCAAUUUUUUUGAAUUAGAGAAAGUGGUUGAAGGCUAUAGCUCAUCAUUCUUCAAAGAUAUCAAGAUUUGGAAUUACUCUCUUCAUCCUAAUUUUUUUGCUUCUUCCUAAAUUUUAUUCUAAUAUGCCUCCUAAAAUAAGAAAAUAUGAAUAUGUAAAAAGAAAGAAAGGAUUGAAGAUUUA
Molecule: messenger RNA, 1282 nt
Organism: Cuscuta campestris
Lineage: Eukaryota; Viridiplantae; Streptophyta; Magnoliopsida; Solanales; Convolvulaceae
Source: the annotation of a GenBank genome assembly